GGUUUCGGAAAUCUUCUGCUUUUACCAUUUGGUGGAAAUUUUUGACAGCUCAGAAAAUUUGCCACAGAUCUAAUCCAAACAGAAAAAGAUGAGUAAAUCACUGGAGUCAGUUAUAAAAGAGGAACUUGGCCUCUCCGUUUUGAAGAGUGUUGGUAUAGGAGGUGGAGGUUGUAUUAGUGAGGGAUCUGCGUAUGAAACAGACAAGUAUGGGAGAGUCUAUAUCAAAGUCAACUCCAAAUCGGGGGCUCGCACCAUGUUUGAAGGAGAGUAUGCCAGUCUGGAAGCACUUGGGAAGCCAGAUAUUGUCAGAGUACCAAAACCAUACAAGGUAGUUGAUCAGCCAGGAGGUGGUGCAGCUUUAGUAAUGGAAUAUAUUCAGUUUUCUGGUGGUUUGUCAAAAUAUUCUGCCUUACUGGGUCAACAACUUGCUAGGUUACAUCUACACAAUUCAACACUAGAGAAGAAGGCAAAGAAGGCUGAAGGUCACCUGCACAAGGACGAGACAUCAGAGGAGUACAUCAGCCAGUUUGGUUUCCAUGUCAACACGUGCUGUGGUUACAUAGAGAUGGAUAACACUUGGAAAGAUGAUUGGCCAUCAUUUUAUGCUGAAAAAAUAGAGAGACAUAUAUCGAUGAUUGAAAAGAAGGAUGGUGACAGAAAAGCGAGAGAACUGUGGAAUAAAAUUCUUGUCAAGUUUUCAAGCUUUUUCGAAGGACUCAACAUUAAACCAGCAAUAAUACAUGGUGAUUUAUGGGGUGGCAAUGUCAGUGAAACUGAUGACGGUCCUUUGAUUUUUGAUCCUGCGACUUUUUACGGUCACUCAGAAUAUGAUCUUGGAAUAAGUUAUUUAUUUGGAGGCUUCAAUUCAAAAUUUUACGGUGCUUACCACGAUGUUAUACCAAAAGCACCCGGCUUCCAGAAGAGGAAAGAACUCUACAAAGCUUUUCAUUAUUUAAAUCAUUGGAACCAUUUUGGAGGUGGUUACAGAGGAUCUUCAAUAUCUACUUUACAGGCCUGUGUUAAUUCUGUUUAUAAUUGAAGAAGAGGUUGUCCAGUUACAAGACAGUUUUUACGUCAAAUUUCAGCUGCUUUUAAAGUCCUGCUCUUAAUUUAUAUUGACAAGGUGUUACCAGUGUUGUGGCUGUUGUUUAUUAGCAGAAGAGGUUCCAACAGGUUUUCAUAUGAUAUUUUAUUUGAAUAAUCUCUUCUUGUUUUGUCAAGGGAUAUAUCAUUGGUUCAAAACAUUGCAGUGUGGCUAUUCCUUUGUCAAGAAUAUCAAGUAAACUUUUCUUUGCUUAUAGCAUUAAAACAUUUAAUAUGUUGUUCCAGAACAAGUGGAGUUUUACUUGUUCUAAAUAAUAACAUACAUUUAGUAUCACAUGUAUAAAAGCCUCUUUAGCCUUAGUAAGAAGGACUAAAAAAGAAGAAAUUUUUAUAAUUUACUUUGUAUCACGCUAAACGAAUAACAAUUUUGUUUUAUAUUAUUUGGUAUUUUUGAAAUACAGAUUAUGAUUUAACAAUUGAAAUUUUGAUUUUCAUCUUCAGGCUUGCCCCUUUAAGUGCUUUGCUCCACAAACAUACAUGCUUUAGUUAAGUUUGCUGUAUAUAGUGUUUUACUGUAUUUAAUACAAUAUAUUCUUGUUUAGAUGCAAAUCUGAUACUGUUCAAUACAUAGUUAAUUGAUCUGAUCAUUCUGUAAGAGAUUGAUUUAUCAUCAACUUGUUAUAAUGAAAUAAAUUUUAACAAGAGCUGUCUCCGUAGGA
Messenger RNA from Mercenaria mercenaria, 1763 nucleotides. Its product is annotated as ketosamine-3-kinase-like. The record is from RefSeq and is a predicted model, not a curated record. Lineage: Eukaryota; Metazoa; Mollusca; Bivalvia; Venerida; Veneridae. The transcript has 9 exons. The coding region runs from base 89 to 1039 and encodes 316 amino acids.